Molecule: messenger RNA, 1904 nt
Organism: Nezara viridula (southern green stink bug)
Lineage: Eukaryota; Metazoa; Arthropoda; Insecta; Hemiptera; Pentatomidae
Source: the annotation of a GenBank genome assembly
CUUCAACCAGGCGCUGAUGAUAUUUUGUGUUUAGGUUUUAUGUUGACAAAUAUUCUUUGUUGUUUACUAACAUUGAAGUAUAACUUAGGAUGACAUCAGGGAAAGAUGCAAUGGGCGAACAACCAAUAUUUACUUGUAAGGCCCAUGUCUUUCACAUUGAUCCUAAAACAAAGAGGUCCUGGAUACCUGCUUCUACUCUUGCUGUCAAUGUUUCUUUUUUUUAUGAUUCUUCCCGGAGUUUAUACAGAAUUAUCAGUGUAGAAGGAACCAAGGCUGUUAUAAAUAGUACUAUUACUCCUAGCAUGACUUUCACAAAAACAUCACAAAAAUUUGGUCAGUGGUCAGAUAUACGUGCCAAUACUGUUUAUGGGCUUGGAUUUUCUUCAGAAGCUGAGUUGAAUAAAUUUAUCGAGAAGUUUCAAGAAGUUAAAGAAGCUACAAGAAGUGCUAGCAACAAAGCAUCUAAUGGCACUGUGAUAACUACUCCAGUAACAAGUGCAAAUGCUAGUCCUGUUACAACUCGGGCUAGUGGUGGUGCUUUGAGUGAUGCAGGGCCCUUAUUGGAUCCACCCUCGAUGCAGCCCUCCUGCACUUCACCAGCCCCAGCAUCUACCUCACAGGAUGAUACUGGUGGACAUCACCGUACUCCACAAUCCUCGGUUUCUCAGCCUAAUGAUAGCCCUAAACACCAAUCAAAUGAAGGAAAAUCUCCAGCACCUGGACCUACAUCUUCAACUGAAGUACAGCUGAAAUAUGAAAACGACAGACUCAAAUUGGCUCUUGCUCACAGCUCAGCAAAUGCUAAGAAAUGGGAAGUGGAAUUAGCUACUCUUAAAAAUAAUAACAUGAGGCUUACAAGUGCUCUUCAAGAAAGUACAGCAAAUGUUGAUGAAUGGAAACGACAGUUACAUUCUUAUAAAGAAGAAAAUCAAAGGCUUAAAUCCAAGUAUAUAGAACUUGAAGCUGCUAAAGGUGGAACUGAGGCUGCUGUUGAACUACGAAAAGAGCUAGCAACUCUAAGAUUAAGAGUUGAAACAUUAGAAGUUGAGCUGAAAAGUAAAGAAGAAGAUUUAAAAAGGGUUACUGCUGGAAAACAGCCAGCUGAAGAUAGAUGCAAAGCUUUGCAACAAGAAAAUGCUGAACUUCAAGCUGGUGUUUCUCUUGCACAAGCUCAACUUGAAACAGCUCUAGCUGCUCAUGAAUCUCAAAGGAGGGUUAUGGAAACGUUAAAUGCCCAACUUCUUGUCCGUAUUCAGGAACUUGCUGGAAUACAUCGUGAGAUUGCUACUGCUUUGCAAACAUGAGUAAACACCCACUUGCAAAUGGCAGCGACAAUAUCGCAGGCAUUUGUUGACUGUAUAUAUCAUUUGGCAGAAAGAAAAUGAAAGGAUGGGUCCCUAGAUUGAGAAUUUGCUGUCUACUUGUAAUAUUAAUUUUUGGGACUACUCAACGAUCAAAGUUAUUAGGAUUGAAAUUAUGUGUUUUAGCUAUCGAUGGUCGUUAUUUCAUGGGAUAUGCUGUGACAUAUGAUUUCACUUGUACAUGCUCACAUAUGUAAAAUUAUUACAUAUGGUUGUAAUGUUGUUAGAAAUGUGUUACUUCUUAUGGUUAGAUGAACUAAAACUGGCCUUGCAUGGCUGAUAUUAUUAUGGAGACUGUUUUAAUUUUUUUUUGUUUAUUUUUUUUUUUAAAUCAAAACAAGAUAUUAAAUCCUCAUCCUCUCAUCUAUCAAACAUAGUAUGGUUAGCUGUAUUUUUAUUAAAUAGCAUGUCUUAACACACUUACCAGAUAAAACAAAAAGCAUUUCAUUUUUAAAAUUGAAUCUCAUUUAUUAUUGAAAUAAAUUAUCAUCCUGCAAAUGAUGCUAAUACUGUUAUUAAAUUUUAGCACUGAUCUUUCUGCCU